This is a messenger RNA of Penicillium cinerascens, 186 nucleotides long. RefSeq lists its product as uncharacterized. The record is from RefSeq and is a predicted model, not a curated record. NCBI's taxonomy places the organism in Eukaryota, Fungi, Ascomycota, Eurotiomycetes, Eurotiales, Aspergillaceae. The transcript has a single exon. Bases 1 to 186 code for a protein of 61 amino acids.
AUGUUGAUACAGACACAUCUGGCCGAUCUCAAGGCUACUGUACAUGCCUUUGCGGUUAUGGUUAGCCAGACUGGUUUCGGCAAGGCAGAUGGUACCUACUUGAGCCAACAGGCAAAAGGGUUUGAAACAGAGCUCAACGUGCUGGCUGAGAAGAUACAGAAAAUUUCACAUACUGGUAUUAUGUAA